GAGCAGUGGUGCUGAUGUGGAGAGAAGCCCAGGGUACCACUAAUUGAGGGAGUGAAGAAGGGAGCAGCUCACUUCUAACUGGACUGCAGUGUCCUGAGCUGGUGGCAGACCUGCCCUGACUUUCACUAGGACUCACCUCUCACAUUCCAGAAAACAUGACCCUCGCAGCCUACAAAGAGAAGAUGAAGGAGCUCCCGCUGGUGUCCUUGUUCUGCUCCUGUUUCCUGGCAGACCCCCUGAAUAAGUCAUCCUAUAAAUAUGAAGGCUGGUGUGGGAGACAGUGUAGGAGAAAAGAUGAAAGCCAGCGGAGAGACAGUACUGACUGGAGAGAAAGAAGAGAGCAGGCAGACACGGUGGACCUGAACUGGUGUGUAAUUUCCGACAUGGAAGUCAUCGAGCUGAACAAAUGCACCUCUGGCCAGUCCUUUGAAGUCAUCCUGAAGCCACCCUCCUUUGAUGGGGUGCCCGAGUUCAAUGCCUCCCUCCCCAGGAGGCGAGACCCAUCGCUGGAAGAAAUCCAGAAGAAGCUGGAAGCGGCUGAGGAGAGAAGGAAGUACCAGGAAGCUGAGCUCCUGAAGCACCUGGCAGAGAAGCGAGAACAUGAGCGGGAGGUGAUCCAAAAAGCCAUUGAGGAAAACAACAACUUCAUCAAGAUGGCAAAGGAAAAACUGGCUCAGAAGAUGGAAUCCAAUAAGGAGAACCGGGAGGCCCACCUUGCCGCCAUGUUGGAACGGCUGCAAGAGAAGGACAAGCACGCGGAGGAGGUGCGGAAAAACAAGGAGCUGAAGGAGGAGGCCUCCCGGUAAAGCCCAGAGGCAAAGAAGUUUCCAGAACGGCCGGACAGCUCCAGCGGCUCCGCAGUUCCCGAGGCAGCCUCGCCCGCCGCUGGCUGCUCUCCCAGCACUGGGGUUUGGGGGGAGGGGGGUGGCCAGGGGCGUUUCCUCUGCUUUUGGUGUUUGUACAUGUUAAGAAUUGACCUGUGAAGCCAUCCUAUUUGUUUCAGGGGAACAAUGAUGGGGUGGGAGAGGGGAGAAAAGGAGCCGAGGUUUGGAAAGGGAGAUGGAGGACUCGUGGGCAUUUGCUACCCAGCCCAGGGCAAGUCCUCGGCUUUUCUUCACAGUGAGCAUCGGGGCACCGCCUUGAGGGAAGUUAAAAUCAGGCGGUAGAAUUCCGAGUGAAGGGCGGAGUCCUGGGUGGAGCGAGGGCUGCAGGGCGUGGCCGGAGACGCCAGCAGGGGGUGUGGGGGGGGCCCUGCGGCUGGGGGAUGAGGUCUGAGUGUGUGUGUGUGGGGGUGUGCGCGUGCGUGUGUCCGUGCGUGUGCGUGUGUGUGUUUUAACCAUCAUCUUUUGAUCAUCAUGACCAAUAAUGAAACAUUUACUCCAAG
Molecule: messenger RNA, 1384 nt
Organism: Balaenoptera musculus (blue whale)
Lineage: Eukaryota; Metazoa; Chordata; Mammalia; Artiodactyla; Balaenopteridae
Gene: STMN4
Product: stathmin 4
Exons: 7
Coding region: 156-806 (216 amino acids)
Biological process (GO): regulation of microtubule polymerization or depolymerization; microtubule depolymerization; neuron projection development
Cellular component (GO): neuron projection; cytoplasm
Molecular function (GO): tubulin binding
Source: RefSeq, a predicted model, not a curated record